Owenia fusiformis is the source of this 679-nucleotide messenger RNA. NCBI's taxonomy places the organism in Eukaryota, Metazoa, Annelida, Polychaeta, Sabellida, Oweniidae. The record is from the annotation of a GenBank genome assembly.
CAAAUCAUCAAUUUAAUUUCGUGAUUACAAAAACCCAUCAUGUUCUAACGAGUCGCAGCUUUUACGUACACGAGAAAUCUUGAAAUAAAUAUUCGCGUUUUAUUUCAAUUAUUUUCACCCAUUAAAAGAGCUCAGAAUGGGGACUGGGCACUAUGCAAGAAAGAAACAACACAAGGGGGAUAAGCCACUGUCUACAAAAUACAGAACUCGUAGAAAAACAAAAGAUUUAGACCAAAUUCAUGAUGACAUGAAACCGGAAGUGAGUAAAAAGUUGUUAAAACAAGAUGUUGACCUUGAUUUACCUGGAUCUGGACAGUUCUACUGCCUACACUGCUCAAAGCACUUCAUCGGUGACAAGGCUCUUAAAGACCAUUUCAAGAGUAAGCCCCACAAAAGAAGGAUGAAAGCUCUCUCUGUAGAGCCUUAUACACAGGCUGAGGCUGAUAGGGCUGCAGGUAUGGGAUCCUAUGUUGCUCCGAAGAAGAUAAAACUUGAUACAUCUGCAACUGCAACAGACACUUCUAAAAUGGAUGAGACAGAUGAUGUUGAAGUAAAGUGAUAAUUGAUAAAAGGACUACAAGGGAACAUUGAUUCAUGGAGCAGCAUAAAUAGAUGGCAUGAGGACCUUAUUUGUAAAUAUAGAUAAAUAUUACACUUAUGUGUGUUCCAGAGCUCAUUA